AUGUCUAGUCUUCCGGAAGAUAUUCAAGUGGAAAUCCUUCUGAAAUUACCAGUGAAAUCAUUAUUAACAUGUAAGUGUGUAUGCAAACCCUGGCUUAAUCUGAUUUCUAUCCUAAAGUUCAUCCAUGAUCAUCUUAGUCUCAGUAUUCAGAAUAAGAACAAUCAUAAGCUCAUGUUUACCGACACGGAGUCGGAUUCUGGUAAGCCUUUGAUAUACUCUGUAGAUUAUGGUUCAAUAUCAUCCCCACCAGAUUUAUCAUGUGAUUAUAUAGGUAACGAAGCUAUUCUCAUGGGUACCCCAUUCGAAUACAAGGAAGGCAUGGAGGUUAGGAUUUUGGGUGCUUGUAACGGUCUGUUUUGCUUUGGUAUUUGUAUUGAUGCAGAGACUAGCAUUUGUAUUUGGAACCCAGCAACUAGAGAAUAUAAGAAAAUACAACAUUGUGAUUUUCGUAUCACCCCCAAGCAUUUUCCUACAGUCGGGUUUGGUUACGAUAGCAAAACUGGAGGUUACAAGAUGGUCAAAAUUUCGGAUUCUAUAAAAACCGGUUGCUGUGAAGUCGAAGUAUAUACAUUUGUUGGAUCACAUCCGUCAAAAACUAUUCAUACCUUCCCUUACAUUCGAACCUUCCCAAUGACUAUAUUUUUUUGUGGUGUUAAGCAAUUAUAUUAUUAUAAGGUCUCGGUCCAAGGUUUCUCCAAUAGUAGUAUACUCUCUUUUGAUACUAGUAAUGAGAAACUAACGGAUGUUACAUUGCCAGAAGAUAGUAACGUGGAAAUGUCGCAUAAGACGAUUGGAACGUUGGGAGGCUGCCUUAGUUUGUUUUUAGUCAAUGAGAAGUGGAUCCAAGCUGAAAUAUGGGUAAUGCAGGAUUAUGGAGUAAGAAAAUCUUGGACUAAACUAUUCACCACUGUUCAAAAACAAACUACUAAUUGUCCUUUCUGGAUGCCGAUCCUCUCACUUAAAAAUGGUGAUAUUCCGAUUUGUAACGAUGCCGGUUUUGUUUUAUGCGACCCAAGGAAUGAAAGAGUUGGAAAGGUGAGCAGUUUUUUCCGAAAAAACAACAUCACUGUUCGUACUUUUACUAUGCUAAUGGCUCGUCCGGAGAGUUAUGUUGAGAGCCUGGUUUCGCUUAACUCGGGUGCUUAUGUGAAGAAGCCUAAGGGAUAA
This is a messenger RNA of Papaver somniferum (opium poppy), 1167 nucleotides long. RefSeq names its product F-box/kelch-repeat protein At3g23880-like. Gene Ontology annotation, molecular function: protein binding. The coding region runs from base 1 to 1167 and encodes 388 amino acids. The transcript has a single exon. The record is from RefSeq and is a predicted model, not a curated record. Lineage: Eukaryota; Viridiplantae; Streptophyta; Magnoliopsida; Ranunculales; Papaveraceae.